CAUUUUCACCCAAAACUAGCACCUUUUCACGUCCUAUAAAUUCACACAUCCAUAGUUGAUAAACCCAUCCAUCAUCUUUACUUGUUCACACUAAUAAUUAAUUUCAAAAACCAAUGGCCAAAAUUCCCCUACACUCCCCAUUCACAACACUCUCAAUCUCAAUCCUUCUCCUCCUCCUCCUCCUUCACACUAAUAGAGUCUUGUCCGAAUCAGACCCAUCAAUAUCAAACGACACACUACCUUCCAGUAUUUGCAACGCCACCCUUUAUCCAGAUGUAUGCGUCGACGUUCUUAAUGGAUCAGACACAAACACCUCCAUACCAGGCAUCCACAAUUACAGUCGUAUUUCCGUCGACAAAUCCCUCUCGUACGCCCAAAGAUUCUACGCCCUCACCCAAAGAUACGUCAAGAGGCACAAAAACCUAACCUUCACAGCCCUCCGAGCCCUCAAGGACUGUGAAUUCCUCGCGCAGUGCAACGUCGAUUUCCUAAUAAACUCGUCCCAAACCCUUAACUCAUCAUCCCAAAUGCUCCCCGAGCACACAGUCGACGAUGUACAUACCCUACUCAGCGCGAUACUGACAAACGCCGAGACGUGCAUCGAAGGCCUCCAGCUGAAUGCCUCUGCAUGGGGCGUUCGGCCGGCCAAAUUCCUGGCUCAGCUAGCCAACGACACGCGGCUUUACAGCGUGUCGUUGUAUUUGUUCGCGAGAGGUUAUGUUCGAAAGACAAAGAGGCGGACGCAACGUCACAGAAGUUUUCUGGCCCGUUUUUUCAAGAUAAAUAAGCAACUCAAGUCGAGUGACGGGCGGUUCAACUUUCGAAUGUCGGAGAAGAAUAGGAGAAUCUUCCGGACGGCGACCAACCGGAGGCUACUUGAGGCGGCCGACAAUAAAAUCAACGUUAGUGAUAUCGUUAUCGUUGACCAAGACGGGAACGGGAACUUUAGCACGAUUAACGAUGCAUUGGCGGUUGCUCCGAAUAAUUCGGACGGGACAAAUGGCUAUUUCCUUAUAUACAUAAAGGCCGGGGUGUACGAAGAGUAUGUAUCCGUGCCGAAGAACAAGAGGUACCUAAUGAUGAUCGGAGACGGGAUAAACCAGACGAUUAUCACCGGAAACAGAAGCGUCGUCGACGGAUGGACGACUUACAGUUCUGCAACUUUUGUCGUGGUGGCCCCCAAUUUCGUGGCGUCCGACAUCACCGUCCAAAACACGGCAGGCCCCGAAAAGCACCAGGCAGUUGCCCUCCGAAACGGGGCCGACCUCUCGGUGUUCUACGAAUGCAGCAUCGAGGCUUACCAGGACACACUGUACGCCCACUCCCUCCGACAGUUCUACCGCAACUGCGAUAUCAUCGGCACGGUCGACUUCGUCUUCGGCAACGCGGCCGCCGUUUUCCAGGAAUGCAGCCUCCGGCCGCGCCUCCCGAUGUUCGGACAGUUCAACGCCAUUACUGCCCAAGGCAGAACCGACCCCAACCAGAACACGGGCAUCUCUAUCCAGAAUUGCACAAUUCAGGCAACCGAUGACCUGGCGGCCAGAAAUUUCACCGUCAAGACAUACCUCGGCCGGCCAUGGAAGAAUUUCUCGAGGACGGUUUACAUGGAGUCGUUUAUGGAUACGUUGAUUGACCCGGCCGGGUGGAGCCCGUGGGUCGGGAAUUUCGCGCUCAGCACCUUGUACUACGCCGAGUUCAACAACACGGGACCCGGGGCCAACACCAGCGCUAGGGUCACAUGGCCCGGCUUUCAUGUCAUCAAUCAGACGGACGCCCUGAAUUUCACGGUGUCCUCGUUUUUGCAAGGGGAUAAUUGGAUUCCGCGCUCGGGAGUGGCCUACUACGGAGGCCUUUAACUUAUUACUAAUUCUCAGAAUAAUCACAUAAUAAAUCCAAACUCAUGGAUAUUUUAAGCACUCACUGUAAUCUACUUUGUUUCAUAUAAUAAAUCCAAACUAAUGGAUAUUUUAAGCAAGGAUAUAUCAAAAGAUCAGAAAAAGGAACAUGAGGCCUUAGCUUACUCUUUCGCAGCAAUUUUCUACAGAUUAUCAGUCAUAAGUUUAUAACUCAUAAACCUCAAAUGCCCAUACAUAUACAAUUUAUGUUAUGAGGCUUGUUCAGGCUAUUUGCAUAUUGC
This is a messenger RNA of Striga asiatica, 2137 nucleotides long. The record is from the annotation of a GenBank genome assembly. NCBI's taxonomy places the organism in Eukaryota, Viridiplantae, Streptophyta, Magnoliopsida, Lamiales, Orobanchaceae.